Molecule: messenger RNA, 3791 nt
Organism: Panicum virgatum (switchgrass)
Lineage: Eukaryota; Viridiplantae; Streptophyta; Magnoliopsida; Poales; Poaceae
Product: structural maintenance of chromosomes protein 6B-like
Exons: 29
Coding region: 93-3347 (1084 amino acids)
Biological process (GO): double-strand break repair via homologous recombination; chromosome organization
Cellular component (GO): nucleus; chromosome; Smc5-Smc6 complex
Molecular function (GO): single-stranded DNA binding; ATP binding; damaged DNA binding
Source: RefSeq, a predicted model, not a curated record
GAGCGUCCACAAAACCUCGGCUCCCCCUAUCUUUCCGGUUUUAGCUUCCCCCGGCGUACGGCGAGCGGGGAGAGAGAGGGAGGUCGCCGGCGAUGGCAGCAGGGACGAUCUCCCGCAUCCGGCUAGAGAACUUCAUGUGCCACUCCAGCCUCCACAUCGAGCUCGGGGAGCACGUCAACUUCAUCACCGGCCAGAACGGAAGCGGGAAAAGUGCCAUCCUCACAGCCCUAUGCGUCGCCUUCGGCUGCCGCGCCAAGAAUACCCAGCGCGCCGCAUCGCUCAAGGACUUCAUCAAGACCGGCUGCAGCUAUGCUUCCAUUCUUGUUGAUAUUAGUAACCACGGGGAAGAUGCAUUCAAGCCUGAAGUAUUCGGGAAUGUAAUCAUACUGGAACGCAGGAUUACUGAAUCAAGUAGUUCUACAGUUUUAAAGGAUCAACAUGGGAGGAAGGUGGCGCAUCGCAAAGAUGAUCUUGUCGAAAUAAUUGAGCAUUUUAAUAUUGAUGUUGAAAACCCUUGCGUAAUUAUGAGUCAAGACAAAAGCAGAGAAUUUUUACAUUCAGGAAAUGACAAGGAUAAGUUUAAGUUCUUUUUCAAGGCUACUCUUCUUCAACAAGUGAAUGACUUGCUUGGUUCAAUAAGAAAGAACCUAAAUGCUGCGGACUCUAUAGUUGAAGAGCUGGAAAGAUCGAUUAUGCCAGUGCUGAAGGAACUUGAUGAUAUUCAGGACAAAAUAAAGUAUAUGGAACAUAUUGAAGAAAUAGCACAUGAGAUUGAGAAUUUGAAGAAAAAGUUGGCCUGGGCAUGGGUUUAUGAUGUUGACAAAAAGAUUGGGGAACAAACAGAGAAGCUUGAGAAACUCAGAGAGCGUAUCCCUGCAUGCCAAGAACGAAUUGAUCGAAAUACAGCUAUCAUAGAGGAACUGAGUAAAGAAUUAAUUGUGAAGAAAGAGAAUGUUAGAUCUUUUCUGGAGAAGACUCAAGAAGUAAGGAGGAUGAAGGAAAAAAUGCAACACGAUAUUCAUGAGCAGUCAACCAAUAUGUCCAAAACAAUUGAGAAGAAGGUGGACUGCUCAUCAUCUUGCUUCUUUUCUUUGGCUGUGAAACUGAAGAUGGAUCUAGAGAAAGAGCAUGCACGUGGUAUGCAAGUGUUGAAUAAAAUGAAUACCCGUGUCAAACAACUUGAAGUGCAAGUUCAUGAAUUUCAGCUACAGCACAUGCAACAAACUCAGGCUGAAGUAUUUCAAGUUGAGGAUAGCAUACGGGAAUUGCAGCAGGAGAUCAAUUCUGCUAAUUUAAGUGCUACAAGGCUAAGUGAGGAAGAAAAGAAAUUAUCCGAAGAACUGCAUGACAUUAUUAAAAGCAUCAGUGACAUUGGAAAAGAGGUAGAUGAAGAUGGACGUAGGAUCAAUCAACUGAAAUCUCAAAUUGAGGAUCUCAGACGACGCCAACAUGAUAAGCUAACAGCAUUUGGAGGGGAUAGAGUUCAGAACCUCUAUAGAUCUAUAGAGAGGCACCAUAGUAGAUUUAAAUGCCCUCCUAUUGGUCCAAUAGGAUAUCAUGUGCAACUGGCUAGCGAUUGCUGGUCCCUUGCAGUUGAUUGCGCAUUAGGGAGGCUACUAGAUGCUUUCAUUGUCUCAUGUCAUAAGGAUUCACUCGUUUUACGAGAGUGCGCGAAAGAAGUAAAAUACCACAACCUUCAAAUUAUCAUAUAUGACUUUGCUAAACCACGACUUGACAUUCCAAAUCAUCUGCUUCCUUCAACAACACACCUGACAAUACUUUCAGUUAUCCAUUCGGAAAAUCCUACUAUACUGAAUGUAUUGGUGGAUCAGGGCCAUGCAGAGAGGCAGGUCCUAGUUCGAGAUUAUGAAGUGGGAAAGUCUGUUGCAUUUGAUAAGAGGAUACGAAAUCUGAAGGAAGUAUAUACUUCUGAUGGUUGCAAAAUGUUUUAUAGAGGUUCUGUUGAGACCAUUCUUCCUCCUAACAGAAAGUGGAGGGCUGGUCGUUUGUGCACUUCUCUAGGAGAAAAAAUAAUUGAAAUAGAGAAUGAAGCUGCUGAAAUUAAGAAAAUAAACUCUGAGAGGUUGGAUUGCAAAGGAAAAUUAGUUAUUGAUCGAGACAACAUCAAUUCAAAAUUAAGAUCGUUAAAGAGAAAAAGAGAAGAUGAGGAGCAGCAUCUGGAGCGUAAAAAGGUUCAGUUGGAUGACACCAAGAAAAUUUCUAUUGCCAAUAAGCAUGAUACUGCUGUGGAUACCUCUGAGCUAGAGGCUGAAAUGAUGCAAGUGAAGGAGGACAUUGGGAACAAAGAAUUAGUUCUGGAGAAAAUUAAUUUGAAACUUACAGAUGCUUUGCGAGAAGAGAAUGAUAAAAGAGCUUCUUACAAAGAUUUUAUUGAUAUUCUCUGCUUUCCUGUGGUAAAUUCUCUGCACAUACUAAAUGCAAAAUGCUUUACUCCAGAGUCUGCACAUGCUGAGAUGGGGUCUAUUAGCGAUGCUGAGCAUGAAUUGCAGCUCGUUGAAGAAAAAAUACAUGAUGCUCAGCAGGAUAAGGCUCAUUAUGAAGGUGUUAUGGAAAUGAAGGUUUUAGCUCCUAUUCAAAUGACUGAAUCGGAGUUAACAGAUCUUCAAAAGCUUCAUCAGGAAUACUUUGAAAAGGCUUCAAGAAUAUGUGCAGAGAGUGAAGUGGAAGCUUUGGGUGGUGUCGGAGGAUCCACCCUGGAACAAUUAAGUGAUUGUAUUAAUAAAUUGAAUCAGAAAUUUCAGCAAGAAAGCAGAAGAUAUACCAAGACCAUUGAUGAUCUGAGAGCAUUGCAUGACAAAAAGGGACGGAAAAUAUUGAGAAAACAACAAAUGUAUGAAGGUUUUAGGGGCAAAUUAAAUGCAUGUCAAAAGGCAUUGGACCUACGAUGGAGGAAGUUUCAGAGAAAUACUGGUCUUUUGAAGCGCCAGCUUACGUGGCUGUUCAACGAGCACUUGGGGAAGAAAGGUAUCAGUGGGCACAUCAAUGUUCAUUAUAAGAACGAAGUUCUAUCUGUUGAGCUGACAAUGCCUCAAGAUGCAUCUCGUGAUACUGUUAGAGAUACUAGAGGACUUUCAGGUGGAGAACGAUCUUUCUCAACCCUUUGCUUCACCCUAGCUCUUCAUGGAAUGACAGAAGCACCAUUUAGGGCCAUGGAUGAGUUUGAUGUAUUCAUGGAUGCGGUGAGCCGCAAAAUAAGCUUAGAUACCCUAGUAGAUUUUGCUGUGGCACAGGGGUCUCAGUGGAUAUUUAUAACCCCUCACGAUAUCAGCAUGGUGAAGGCUGGGGAUAGGAUCAAGAAGCAGCAAAUGGCUGCCCCUCGUGGUUGACUGGUCAGCACCCCGUGUAAAUGAGGCAUUGAGCAUUGUCAUUGACGUGGAGCGAAUCUGCUUCGAACUUCUUUUGAUACUUUGUUUAUACAUAGCUUAUUUGAAGUGUAAUCUUAUGCAAGGUUUGAUCAGGAGAGAUCGUCAUUGGGCGGCUCCAGUAUCUGCAGUGCUAUUUGAACGUGAUCUCAUGUGUAUGUCAUAUUUUCAAUGCUAACCAGUGCUUGAUGUCCUUGAAGAUCCUAGGCCUUAACAUGAAACAGCUGUUGUCGCAGAAUGGUCCAACAAGUUAGCCGCGAUUUAACUAGGACGAUCUCCCUAUGACCAUUAUCUCUAUGUAACCAAGAAUGGAAUAUUUUUUGGCAGUGACUUAGGUUCAUCUACUGCUGCUGGUCGGCUUAAAAAAAAAGGCAAGGUUCAGUUGUUGGAGCCUUCCCUCUUUUUUUU